Morchella importuna is the source of this 891-nucleotide messenger RNA. RefSeq lists its product as uncharacterized. The record is from RefSeq and is a predicted model, not a curated record. Gene Ontology annotation, molecular function: thiamine diphosphokinase activity; ATP binding; thiamine binding. Lineage: Eukaryota; Fungi; Ascomycota; Pezizomycetes; Pezizales; Morchellaceae. The coding region runs from base 1 to 891 and encodes 296 amino acids. The transcript is spliced from 4 exons. Gene Ontology annotation, biological process: thiamine diphosphate biosynthetic process; thiamine metabolic process.
AUGGGCAGCUCCCCCUCCAAGCCGCCCACCGUCUGGGAUCCCGCCCGCUACAUCGACCCCGCCAGAUCAGACGACGACGACGACGACGACGACAGGCCCUUUGCCCUGCUGAUCCUCAACCAGGAGAUUACCGACCUCGAGCUGUUUGAGAACAUCUGGGCAAACAGCAGCUUCCGCGUCUGCGCCGACGGCGGCGCAAACCGCCUCUACACGGCACUACAAACCGACGCCGCCCGCGAACUCAUGCUCCCAAACGCAAUAGUCGGCGACCUCGACUCCCUCCUCCCCUCCAUCCACGCCUACUACGCCGCCCACGGCGUACCAGUCCUCAAGAAUCCCGACCAGGACAGCACCGACUUCGGCAAGUGCCUCGACUACAUCAGCCAGCACACGGGCCUGCAGUCGCCCGAGUUCACCGAGACGCACGACGCGCUCGAGGGCUGGCGCGGCGUGCGCGUCUCCGCCACGCACAGCCCCAUCCCCGUUGUUGCGCUGGGGGGGUGGGGCGGGAGGGUGGAUCAGAGUUUACAUUCGAUACAAGCGCUCCACACAUCCGCCAACACCCGCCCCACGCGGCGCCUCACGCUCGUCUCCUCCGAGAACAUCACCUUCCUCCUCACGCCCGGCUCGCACAUCAUCUACACCCCGCGGCACCUUCUCGGGCUCACAUGCGGGAUCCUGCCGAUCGGCGGCGCGGCGACGGUGACGACGCAGGGGCUGCGGUGGAACCUGCGGGACGCCGAGACGCGGUUUGGCGGGCUGGUGAGCACGAGUAACCAUUUGGCGGGUGACGAGGUGGUGGUGGAGACGAGUGGGUGUGUGGUGUUUACGGUGGAGAUACGGGGGGGUGACUGUGGGGGGGUGGGGGUGGAGAGGGCGGCGACGUUGUAG